UUUAGGAAAUCUCAUGUUUUGCACUUUGUUAUUGUAAAACAUUUCCAUGGAAGCUGUCUGAAAAAAAGUUACAUAGAAGUGUGUCUGCCUCAGAACAUAAAAUUUGAAAAGAAAAAAAACAGCUUGACCUUCGUUAUUGAGGAUCCCGGACGCGGAGCGUUAAGCCUCCUGGAUGCUGGAAGUAGCACUCUGUUGGAAGUUUCUAACAGGCGGGUGUCUUCCCUCCCAACGCAAUCCUUUCACUGUCGGUCAAACCACGAAAUGUGUGGCUCGAGACUAUCAUACUUUUCUUAUCUUCCGGCCUUUUUUUCAACACAUUACACUUCUGUAGUUGGCGUUUCGGCAGUGCGCGCUAUGAUGUUUAUUGGACUGCGUGUAUCAGCGUCUGAGACCGGGUGUUCGAUGUAGUCAAGCGGACAACAGAAAGGUGUGCGGUCGGGGGUCCGUCUGGAGAGGGGGUUUGAACAGGAAAGAUAGCUGCAGAUCUGGAGCGUCGUUUUGAACAGGAAAAAUUGCGGCAGAUCUGGAGCGUCGUUUUGAACAGGAAAUAUAGCGGCAGAUGCUGAAGUUGCGCCUUUUCUCUGCCUGUCAUCCGUCAAUGGGACAAGCCAUUCGGCGGAGGGAAAUGUAAAGAGAAGCUUAAAGUAUGGCAUGCAAAGAUGGUUUCUGCCAAGAAGGAGAUGUGGACUGCGAUGCACCCCAGUUACAUUUGGACUGUCUUCUACUUGUUGUGCUGGAGUGCGUGCAUAAGGAGGAUCACUGGACAGGUAAAAAAGGAUGAGAGAAUUUAUCCCGAGAACUUCACCCGCAUUUUGGACAGACUUCUGGACGGCUAUGACAACCGGCUGCGACCGGGGUUCGGGGGUCCAGUGACAGAAGUAAAAACAGACAUUUACGUGACCAGUUUUGGACCUGUCUCUGAUGUGGAAAUGGAGUACACCAUGGACGUGUUCUUCCGUCAGACCUGGGUGGACAGGAGGCUGAGGUACGAGGGGCCCAUCGAGAUCCUGAGGCUCAACAACCUGAUGGUGACCAAGGUCUGGACCCCAGACACCUUCUUCAGGAACGGCAAGAAGUCCGUGGCUCACAAUAUCACUGCCCCCAAUAAGCUGUUCCGCAUCAUGAAGAACGGCACCAUCCUCUACACCAUGAGGUUGACCAUCAUUGCACAGUGUCCCAUGAAGCUGGUGGACUUCCCCAUGGAUGGCCACGCCUGCCCUCUAAAGUUUGGAAGCUAUGCAUACCCCAAAACAGAAAUGAUCUACACCUGGACCAAAGGACCAGAACACUCCGUUGAGGUUCCCCCAGAAUCUUCCAGCCUGGUGCAGUACGAUCUGAUUGGCCAAACUGUGUCCAGUGAAACGGUCAAAUCCAUCACAGGUGAAUAUGUGGUGAUGACGGUGCACUUCCACUUGAAACGGAAAAUGGGCUACUUCAUGAUCCAGACGUACAUCCCCUGCAUAAUGACAGUCAUUCUCUCUCAAGUGUCCUUCUGGAUAAAUAAAGAGUCAGUACCUGCCCGGACAGUGUUCGGCAUUACCACAGUGCUGACCAUGACCACCCUGAGCAUCAGCGCCCGCCACUCUCUACCCAAGGUUUCGUACGCCACGGCCAUGGACUGGUUCAUCGCUGUCUGUUUUGCAUUUGUGUUCUCCGCCCUCAUCGAGUUUGCUGCUGUAAACUACUUUACCAACGCCCGGCUGGAGAGGGCAAAGAGGAGGCCAGGGAGGUGCCCCCCCGCGCCCCAGACCACACCUGUGAAGGCCAAGGACACAGAGGAGGUGCUGCAGAGAAACCUUGACACGAAUGGACACCUGCGCAAGAGGAUGACUACCACCUCUCAGGACCCCCACGCAGAAGUAACUAAGCAACCACACGCCUCCAGCCAAUCCUGUUUAACCACAGUGAUGACUGGCAGCUCCUCCAGCCUAUCGUGUUCCAGCCCCAAGUCCACCAGCCAAUCCAAUGCAGCUUCGUCCACCUUGAUGGUGAAGAAUCUGCCCCCAGCUCCACCCUCCAUGCCGGCCGCGCCCGGAGACACGCCGUCCAGGGAGAGCACUGGCUCCUCCUCCCUCCAGAACCUCCUCGGCCCAGAGCUGGAGCACAUCCACAUGAUGGGAAACAAGAUGGAGCCCAAGCAGUCUCCAUGCUCCCAGCCCACCACUGCUGGAAUGGGAAACAAGAUGGAGCCCAAGCAGUCUCCAUGCUCCCAGCCCACCACUGCUGGAAUGGGCGGGACCAGUAAAAUCGACAAGUAUGCCCGCAUUCUCUUCCCAGUGUCCUUCGGGGCUUUCAACAUGGUCUAUUGGGUGGUGUACCUGUCCAAAGAGACCAUGGAGACCAAAGUAGGAUAGUUUCAUUUCCUGUGAAGUCGGAAGGAGGGUAGUUUCAUUUCCUGUGGAGUCCGAAGGUACUUUUGAAGGUAGUUCUGUUUCCUGUUUCAAGUUCAGGUUGGGAUCCAUUCCA
Osmerus eperlanus (European smelt) is the source of this 2466-nucleotide messenger RNA. RefSeq names its product gamma-aminobutyric acid type A receptor subunit alpha4 (gene gabra4). NCBI's taxonomy places the organism in Eukaryota, Metazoa, Chordata, Actinopteri, Osmeriformes, Osmeridae. Gene Ontology annotation, biological process: regulation of postsynaptic membrane potential; nervous system process; signal transduction. The record is from RefSeq and is a predicted model, not a curated record. The transcript is spliced from 9 exons. The coding region runs from base 660 to 2354 and encodes 564 amino acids. Gene Ontology annotation, cellular component: neuron projection; GABA-A receptor complex; postsynapse. Gene Ontology annotation, molecular function: GABA-gated chloride ion channel activity; benzodiazepine receptor activity; inhibitory extracellular ligand-gated monoatomic ion channel activity.